UCAAACUCGCUACUGACUGAGCUAUUCCACUGUCCUAGCAGACGACAAUCAAACUCACUACUGACUGAGUUAUUCCACUGUCCUACCAGACGACAAUCAAACUCACUACUGACUGAGUUAUUCCACUGUCCUACCAGACGACAAUCAAACUCACUACUGACUGAGCUAUUCCACUGUCCUACCAGACGACAAUCAAACUCACUACUGACUGAGUUAUUCCACUGUCCUAGCAGACGACAAUCCAAAUAG
Lottia gigantea (owl limpet) is the source of this 249-nucleotide messenger RNA. RefSeq lists its product as hypothetical. The record is from RefSeq and is a predicted model, not a curated record. The transcript has a single exon. Lineage: Eukaryota; Metazoa; Mollusca; Gastropoda; Lottiidae. The annotation marks the transcript as partial.